Messenger RNA from Diachasma alloeum, 2141 nucleotides. RefSeq names its product RNA transcription, translation and transport factor protein. Gene Ontology annotation, cellular component: tRNA-splicing ligase complex. The record is from RefSeq and is a predicted model, not a curated record. Gene Ontology annotation, biological process: tRNA splicing, via endonucleolytic cleavage and ligation. NCBI's taxonomy places the organism in Eukaryota, Metazoa, Arthropoda, Insecta, Hymenoptera, Braconidae. The coding region runs from base 329 to 1069 and encodes 246 amino acids. Gene Ontology annotation, molecular function: RNA binding. The transcript has 4 exons.
AAAUGACGCGAAGUUAAUGAUUGGACGCCACAGAUUGUUUAACAACUAAUAAAAAUAAAGUAAAUAAUGGUGAAUAAUGAAAUAAUAAAAAAAAUGAAGGAGAGAAAAUUGAAAUGACGAGAAAAGAAAUUAGAAAAAUUAUUCAUUUUUUUGGGAAUGUGACGGUCAUGUUUCGGGUCACAUACGCCCUUGUGUCGGGACAAGCGUGUUCCGUCGAUUGUUCAUUAAAAAUAAUUGCUAGCAUCGCGUCGGACGUUUGACCCGUAUUUCUGCGAGAAAUUCGGAUUAUUUGUAAUUACAAGGAAUCGGUUAAUAUUAAUUAAUUAAUAUGUUCAAGAGGAAAUUGAAAGCUCUGAAGUAUGAGUUCUGGGAUCAGGUUAAUGGUAAAGCAGAUCCCGAGCACUUGAAAAAACUAGUUGUAUGGUUGGAAGACCAAAAAAUUCGCCAUUACACUGUCCAAGACAGAGCUCCUCUGCGAGACAUUAAUAAUCAAGAAUGGGAAAAAGUGUUCGAGAAGUACAUCCUGGACGUUGGAUGUCCAGUAACCACGACUAGUUUAGACAAGCUCGAGUGGCUAGUCGGCCUGGCUGUGCGCCUCGAGUUCGAGAAUAAACUUGAGAAGUAUCAAAUAAAGAGGGAUGGAGAGAAGACUGAUGCUGUGGUUCCCAGCGUAAAAUCAACGAAUCCUCUGGACAAUCUAGACUUCACCAGUAACGAAUUCAAGGAAGGCGUGCAGUCAAUAGCGAAAUUACUGAAAAUAGCUCAACACCCGAAUCACUUGAUAACUCUGGAGGCCUGCAGUAAAUACGUGGCAGCCCGGUUGAACCCAGCAGCUCUGAAGAACCCUCGAUCCCUCACGAUCAAGGGCACCCCAUUCCCAAUCAUGGAGACAGAAAUGGGUUUCGACAUGGGGGAUAAAGUCCUGAACAACACAGCUAAAGCCUUGAAUCUUCUGUACAUCCAGGACCUCAGAAACCUCCAGACUAGCAUCAACGAGGCCAUAGUCGCUGUCCAGAACAUAACAGCCAACCCCAAAACAGAUACGAAGGCUGGAAGAGUUGGGAUUUAAUUUGUGGGGGAGGAAACACUACUCAAAGCUGCUUCAUUCCUCAUUAAAUACUCGUCAUGUGUAUCUUCAUCCGCAUUUUCUCUCGUGUAAUAUAGAAUUCCAUCCCCAUAUCUAUAGAUUCACGAAUAAAAUGUGAAUAGGAAUCAAUUACUCAUUCUGAAUCCAACGUAUAAAACAGGAUGAACGUCGAUCUAAAUUUGGAUAUUAUCGUGAACCUGAAACACUCGAGGAGAAAAACUUCUCUGGAAUUUUGAGAUAAUAAAUAUUUAUUAAAUUUACAAUACAUUUAAAAAAUUUCAUUAGAACUCUUAGAAUAAAUUUGUGGAUGUCGAGGAAUGUAAUGGCAGGCAAUUCACUAUUUCAUUAAUAUGUAUUGGAUUGAGAGGGUGGGGUAAAAUAGGCACUUGUGAUGUUUCUUUAAAUGACAAUUCUUUAAUUUGUUUUAAAAAUAAACUAAAAUACAUCUGUCGUGCACUUCUCCUCUGGAUCUAAACUGAGUUCAACUGGUGAAUUUCUUCUUGAGUUUUGGAAAAGGCAAAUACACCCAUUUAACCCCACCCUCUCCCCCUCAACAACUAGAACAGAUUUUUUAAUCUUCAAAUUGCGUGAGGCACUGCUUAAGUAUCCCUACGUAUUCCAAAUUGAAUUGCGCAUAUAAUCUCUAAUGUGGAUGGAAUAUUCGGAGACAGUCUGACCAACGUCUCCAGCUGUCACUGGAUAUUAAAAAACUGCGAUGACUGCCAUUCGAUAAACUAGUGGAAUAUUUAAAAUUAAGCGGAGAUAUGUAGAAACAGCACAAUAGUGCCAGUGUUGGGAGUAACAAUAGAAAAUCAUGGGAGCGUCAACCCCCAGAGGAUCUUCAUUUAAAAUUCAAAUCCAUGCAUAUGUAACAAAUUAAACGACGAACGAAUUUUUAUUCAGAGUUUUUUUGAUUGAGCAAGUGUCACGGAGAAAUCUUCCUCAUUCAUCAAUGAUUUUUACUCGUAGGAAGUUGAACACGAGAAGUUGAACCUUUCGCGACAAGAAAAUAUUCUCAAAAAUGACAAUUUGAAGGAGAAUUCCUGUUUGAAAU